Messenger RNA from Rotaria sordida, 2917 nucleotides. The record is from the annotation of a GenBank genome assembly. Lineage: Eukaryota; Metazoa; Rotifera; Eurotatoria; Philodinida; Philodinidae.
AAAUAUUGUUUUAAAAUCAGAAAUUUAUGCUCUUUCUAAAUCUAGAUUCAAAAUUUUUAUUGGAUUCAUAUUUUUAGAGUUAUGAGCAAAUCUUUAAAAGAUAUAAAAAUAAAAUUUGAACGAAGACAAUGGCAACUAAAAGCUUCAAAGAUAGAAAAUGUGACCAUAUCCCAUUUGAAAUUAUUUCCAUGAUGUUUUUCAGCAAUUUUUCUUUGUAAUUUCGUAUUUCUAACGUAGAGAUGUCCGAUUUUGUUUAACUCUCAUUUCAUUUCAUUUGAUCGCAUCAUGUUUUGGAUCAGUACCUAGAGAACAAACGUUCUUCUAUAUCUUCUGCCGACUAUCUCAAUCAGUCGAAAAAUGAAGAAAGAUUUUGUUGCAACUCUUGCGGUCCAUUCAUUAUAUAAUAGAUGAUACAAGCUAAAAAAAUACCACUACAAGGAUCUAUAUGAAAUAUUGAUGAUGAAUAGCGAAAAUUCAUUUCUACGUAUAGAAAAUUGAAAGAAUAGAAUUUCUAGUUUCGACUAGAAAUGAUUAAGAAACUAAUUUUAUCUAAAAAAUUUUUCUAAUGGAAAUAAAUUUUUCUCAUUCGUUCCAAAUCUAAAACUAUACUCCAUCAUUUCUAUAUACCUGUUAAAUUAAAAUCAAUUAUCUACGCUUAUUUUUUAAAGUGUCAAAUUAAGUUUCCGUGAAAUUUUUCUCAUUGUUACUUCAUUUGAACUUUCAGGAAAUAGUAAGUUCCUAUUUCCCGAACAAAAGCAAAUCAGAUGUUAAAGAUUAAUUUUUCUGCUACAAUAGAAGUAGAAUUAUAGUAUUCAACAUCUCGUCAUAUUAUGCAUAUUGAAUAUAAAUACAUAACUAUACUUGAACUCAUAUCAAAAAUAUAAAAUGUUUCAUUUGUUUUUUAUCUAGAUUAUAACUUAGAGAAUUUUUCAAUCUAUUUUCUAAAAGUAGACAUACAAUACAUCAAAAGACUUGAUGUUCAAAAUAGAGAACAUCACAGGAUGGUUUGCUUCGUUCUGCUCUGCAUUCUACAGAACAUCACCAUUCAGUUAUCCUGUUUUGCAGAAAGUCGUGUGAUAUAGACACAUCUUAAGGUGACCUGUGCAUGUUAAGCACAUGGAAAAGAUAAUUUGACUUGCAAUGUUAUCAAUAUGACUUGAAGAUAAACGUUUUCGUCUCCGAGUAAAUGGCAAUGGUAUAUAGUGCCUGUCAGGUCUAAAAUCUUGGGACAUGGACCCAAAUCUGAUCGGACUAUACUUUGAUAUUUUUAAUAAAAUUUUCUAAUCGGAAUUGGAUAGUCAAUAUUGAUUUGUUAGCAACAUUCAGCACAAUAACACUUUUGUAUUUCUAUUUUAUAUAUUAAUGUUGUUUAGAAAUUCGGUUAGAAAAUGUCAAAACUUGGAUUAACUGAUUACUUUCAUUUUAUUUUUGUUGCCAAACGGAUGCUAGUUCUUAAAAAAGAAUGUAGAAAUUAACUAUCUGAAACAAUGAAAAAUAUUCGGUUGUUCUUUUCUUUUUAAAUACUUUUAGUUAUAUCAAAUUAUCAAGUCCUAAAUUAAAUAAUGUAAUGGUUAUUGGUGCAAUGCAUAUUCAUAUAGCUAUACUUCUUUUUGGUUUUGAUCAAUGGUUUCUUGAACAUAAUAUCCUUGGACAUGCAUGCAUAUUGCGUAUAUUUCUUUUUUCCGGUGGAUUUUCAUUAACAUUUGGUUCAAUGUUUUUAAAAACUUUACGAGUUUAUCGUAUAUUUACAUCUCAUGAUCGACCAUUACUUCAAUCAAAACUUCUACAAGAUUAUUAUCUAUUACUUAUAUGUUUACAUAUCUAUGGUAUUGAUGUUAUUUGUACAAUUGUUUGGCAAUUUCUUGAUCCACAUGUCAUAGAAUUUACUUAUGGAUCGAUUCGACGCCUUGAUGUGGAUACAGUUGUUUCUGAUGAAAUCUAUCAUUGUAAUUCAAAAUAUCGUCAAAAAAUUUUACCAUUCAUUUAUUUCUAUAAAUCUUUAUUUCUUAUUGUUGGUGGUUAUUUAGCUGCUAAAACUCGUCAUGUUCAUAUAUCAGCAUUAAAUGAUUCAAAAUAUAUUGUUUGGAGUAUAUAUAUUGUUGUAUUAACUAGUUUAUUUACUGUUAUUGUAAUGAUAUCAAUAAAAAAUCUACGUUCAUAUAUUGUUUUAUGCUUUGUUGUUAUUAUAAUGACAAGUGUUAUUAUGUGUCUGGUCUUUUUACCUAAAGUUUUAAAAUUAAAAAGACGAUAUCGACAAGAUGUUGUUUCAAAAGAAUUAUAUAUGGAUGAUUCACGUACAAGACGUUUAGUUGUUGAAAUAAGUUAUUUUGAAGCAUAUCGUUAUGCACAAUUACAAAAUCGAGAACUUAAAACAGAACUUGUUCGACUCAAUCAUACUUUAAGCAAUCUUCAACAAACAUUUGAUUCAGCAUCUUCGAAUGUAACUAUGGCACUUCUUCCAUUAGCUGUUCAUUUAGCAUCAACACUUUUACAAAAACCAGAUAUGCAAACAUCAAAUUCUCAUUUAAAUAACAAAUCUAGCACAGAAAUAGAUGUACUAACUAAAGAAGAAAUUUCUAAUGCUAUGAGUACGAUUAAUGAAGAUGAAAAGGAAAGUAUUAAUAAUACAACUAGUUCAAAUAAUUUACAAUAUGAAUUUGGACAAAAAUUAUUAUCAUCAUCAUCAUCAGCGUCAUCGGAACUUGAUCUUUCAAUAGCUUCACAAUUGUUAAAUGAUACUAGUUCAUUAUCACUAACUUCUUUAGGUAAUCAACAAAAAUUAGUAACAGAUGAUGAUGAAAAUAUACCAUUAACACCAAUACAAAUAACAAGUGAUAAUGAAUCGGUGCUUUAUUUACGUUUAUCCGAUGAAUUAAAUAUCGCUGAAGCAACAUUUGAUAGUGAUCUAGAUCGAUGA